AUGAUUGGAAGUUUGAUUAUCAAAGAACUUCUUGCAGAUGAUACAAAACUACUAUCAAUCAUUAUUUUUAAAGAUAAAAAAGUAUCAAAAAAUUUAUCUUCUGAAAUUAUUGUAUUAAUAUAUCCAAAAGAAUAG
This is a messenger RNA of Funneliformis caledonium, 135 nucleotides long. The record is from the annotation of a GenBank genome assembly. Lineage: Eukaryota; Fungi; Glomeromycota; Glomeromycetes; Glomerales; Glomeraceae.